AAAUAAAAUGGCGGAUCGAAACGCUCUAUCUCUACGCUAACCGCAUUGCUGCGGAAUAUUCGUGAAAUUUCGGAACAAGUUUUAACAAUAUUCGCCGCCAAUCUCAUGUCAAAACAAAUAUUUAUUUUGAUGUAAACAAUGGAACAACAAGUAAUGGUUAAAACGGAGAUGCAGGCACAGCCUAACGGAGAAAUCCUCCUAUUUUAUGUGGAUGAAAAUGAGACAGAAAAUUCAUCUGUUGAAUUGGUUCAGAUGCAAGAAAAAUCCAAUAGUGUUGAAUAUGAGGUCCAGUUGGAUGAAGCUCCUUUAACUACAGUGUGGGCCGAGCCUGUCAAAUUGAGGUGGACAGAGGAAGAAGUCCAAAAACUCCUUGUAUUCUACGUUGACAAUAAAGAAACCUUUAUCACUGGCACAGCUAAGAAGAAACAUCUCUGGGCUAUUGCCUGUAAGACCAUGUUGGUUGGCAAAACUGCUGACAAUUGUGAUGUUAAGCUACGUAAUUUGAAGCACAAGUACUCCUCGAUGCUCAUAGACCAACAAAAAGGCGUUGCUGUUACCUGGCCCUUGUUUAAUCUGUGCCAUCAAGCAUUCCAUGACGAUACAUACGUCCAAUUUAUCCUCCGAGUGCAAUUAUCACAGCCACAAAAAAAAAUUAAAGUACCAGUAGAGAACAACCCUAUCGAAGAAAGCUCAAAUAGUGGUGUUAUAACUGUCAAAAAUAUUAACACAAACAAAUCGACAGGAGAUGCUAAAGUUGAAGCGAUGUUGAAUUUAUACUUGAAAUACAAGAAAAACUUCCAGAAGGAUUAUUGGCGUAGAGGUUUAUGGGAAACUAUUGCCAUUGAACUAGGGGAGGAAGACUCGGAUUAUUGGCACAAACGAUUCUUGAAUUUUAGGCAACAUUAUUUAAGAGCACACGCCAAGCGAGAAAGCCAGGGACCUGAGAGUGUGCAAUGGCCUUACAUGCACUUAUUUGAUCAGAUAUUUGAAGAUGAUCCAGAAUUUCAGAGGAAGUUUCUCGAAAAUGGUACUAGAAAGGCAGAAGUUCAGCCUGUAGAUGUAAAUGAGUGGAACGAGACAGAAAAGACGAUUCUAGUUAAGUAUUACUUUGAUUGUUUCGAUGAAUUUAUGGACAAAACUAUACCAAAUAAUUUCCUAUGGAAUGAAGUUAGUAGAUUACUUGAUAAAAAACCAGAGGUAUGUAAGUCGAAGUAUCAGGAAUUAAAGGACGAACAUUUGAACUUGUAUUUUGAGGGUGGUUAUAGUCUGAGACAGCGCAAACCGCUUGCAAUAUUAUUUGACAACAUAAUAUCAAAGGAGACCGUAUUGGAAUUGGCAAACAAUACAACAUACGUAGUGGUUUGGAAAACAGAAGAUAUAGACCUAUUAGUGGAGUUCUUAUAUGAAAACAUGAUAGUUUUCAAAGACCCAGUUUGUUAUAACGUUUUCUGGGCGUGUUUGUCUAAGAAAUUAAACAGAAGCAUACAGACUUGUAAACAGAAAUGGGAAGAAUUGAAGACUCUGUACAAAUCUAUAUUAGACGACAAAAAAGAGAAUCCGGACAUGCAAAUUGAUUGGAGAUACAUUGAAAUGUUUGACGUCAUAUUUGAUUAUGGUAUGGACACAAACUUGUUGAAUGAUUUCAAAUAUUUGAAAAAGGAUCAAGAUACUUCAAAAACUGAUAAUAAACUUGCAGUGGCACGGGUGAAUAUCAAAACUGAUGAGUUACCAGACAUAUCUGACGAUGAGGAGUUCGAUGAAAGAGGCUUCACCAAGCGCGUUAGACGUGGAGUCGGUGACUCCAAAGCUUUCCAGAUACUGGAGUACUAUCAAAAAAAUAAGGAGAAGUUCUCAACCUCACAACGUAAGAAGCAAGCGUUGUGGGAUCAGUUGGCCGGACAGCUGGGAAUGAGUGGGGAAAAGUGCGCCCAUAGGUUCAGAAAUCUGAAACAAGUCUACAUUUCGUACAUUCAACGUGAAAUAAACAAACCGGAGAUGCCUAUUUUAUGGCCUUACUAUGCAUUGUGCAAAAAAGUCUUUGGCUACAGAGCCAUAAAGAACAAGCUGAAAAACAACAAAAUUGGAUCUGCAGAGACUGAAGAAUGGGCUACGAAGGAAAUUAAGCAAAUUAUCAAUUACUACUCCAGCAAUUUCAGUGACCUUUCAGAGAGCUGCGAUAGUACUAAAUGGGCACCGUUAGCACGGAUCAUGAAUAAAUCAGAGACAGCGGUGAAUAUCAAGUUUAUGGAACUGCAGAAGUCGUACAAAAGGCUGAAAGCUAUGAAAGAAACCCAUCCAGAGUGCAAAGUGUCGUGGAAAUACUACAAUAUGUUUGAAGAUGUCUUCGCCAAGAUUGGGAACGAUGUGGAGAUAGUUGAGUACGUGGAUGAUGAGAUUAUGGAGGUGGAUGAAUUGGUUUACGAGGAUGACGUGGUUGAAGAGAGAAUCGAUUCGCAAGACGAAGACGACUAUCAAUGCAUCAUCGUGCUGCCCGAAGGUCAAGAACUAUCAGACAUCAGCAACGCAAAAAUCAUCAUUCAACAGACCUCUGAAGAUGGCACCAAUGAUGAACAGCCACAAGCUAAACCUGGGGUUACAAAAUGGAACAAACGAUCCAAGAAGAAACUAUUAGUGCUGUACUUGAAUUACAUCAGAUCAAGGAAAGGAAAAGAAAUUAACCCUAAAGAAAUGUGGACAGAAAUUGCAUCGAAAUUAUCGGAGAAGACGCCAUUGUCUUGUAGAAAGAUGUUAGCCAGGUUAAAGGCAAACCACACCAAACAGACUGAUGAUGAAGAGGCUAACAGGAGGAAAUCUUUGUACCACAACCUCAUGGAAAAAGUGCUUUUACUAAAACCGAAGUUCUCAAAGAAAAGUCAAACCAGUUCCAAGGUCGGUAAAACAUAUAAAGAUGUGCAGUUGCCAANAUUACCAACACAGAAAGUGGAACUUGCGUUGCAGUAUUAUUUGCAGCAUAUCGAGGAAUUCUCCAACCCUAGAUUCGAAAAGAAAUAUCUGUGGACAGAACUAGCCAAUUUCGUGUCUGAACCAGUGAAUAAACUGUUCAACAAAAUCAACUAUUUGAAGCAGUUCUUCAAUGUCGAAACUGAAGAAGUUGCUGGAGAGAAAACUUUAUUUAGCGAGUUGUUGCAAGAAAUUAUUAAUAAGGAAAAAAUGUUGAAAACUCAGACAGACACAGAGGCUAAAAUAAGUCUAGAAGAUGGUGAAGAAGUUAUCUGGACAGAUGAAGAAACCGAGCAGCUUUUGGUGUGGUAUCUGGCCAAUUUGGAUAAGUUCAAGAAUCCCAAAUUCGUUCGUAAAUAUCUUUGGAUGGAAGCCUCUUCCAUUUUGGGCAAAAGCCCGUUGGCCUGUUCCAAGAUGAUGACGAAAAUAAGGACCGAGUAUAAGACUAUGAUUAAGGAGAAUCCUGAAGAAUUGAACAGCUGGAGAUUCUAUGGGUUGUGUCAGAAGAUAUAUGGGACUGGGAAGAAGGUGGAAUCGAAUCCAGCCUGCUUAAUUCAACUCAUGGAAGCUGCGGCAUCAGAGGAAAAAAUAGAAUAGGAUGUAAUCUAAAUAAGUAUAUUCUGGAAAACAAUGCUA
Molecule: messenger RNA, 3597 nt
Organism: Ostrinia furnacalis (Asian corn borer)
Lineage: Eukaryota; Metazoa; Arthropoda; Insecta; Lepidoptera; Crambidae
Exons: 6
Coding region: 139-3558 (1139 amino acids)
Source: RefSeq, a predicted model, not a curated record